CAAGCGUUUCAAGUUGUAAUUGAGUGUGAAAGUAGCGUCUUAGUAGGCUCCAUUGCCAUAUUAUACCCUCGAUCGUAUAACAGUUUUGUGAAUGGACUAUUUCUAUUGUCUGGUAAGAAGCCAGUAUUCCAAGGAUUAAUGCUAUUCCACUAUGUGCUCUGGCAAAAAUACUAGGAAACAGCGAAAUAAUUAUUGCUCACCAGUGGCAGUGACAUGAAUGCUACCACGGACGAGUGCGGCUAUAGCCCUUUGCACUUGGGUGCUGAACAUGGUGAUACUGCUUUUGUACGUCUUCUUCUCAAAUCCGGAGCUCAAGUGGACUAUCGUCCGGAUACGUCAGAAGAAUUUCCCGAAAAUACCCUUUGUGAUGAACCCUUGAGACUGGCCAUUAGAAAUAAGCAUAAGGAUAUCGCUAGACUAUUACUAGAACACGGCGCUGACCCUAAUAAACGUUAUUUUUUCGGUUCCGAAAUUAAUUUAGUAAGCGAUUUGGAAUUCUUGGAACUUCUACUUACUUUUGGAGCUAAUCCCGAUAGCAAGGAUCGUUCAGGACUUAAUCCUCUUAUGAAGGCUGUAAAACAACGUAAUAAUAUGGAAGUUAUCGUACUUCUUCUAAAGCAUGGAGCUGAUGUAAACGCUAUUACCGAUCAAAGACAUGAUUACAGAACGGUCCUACAUUACGCAGUUGUUUCAGGAAACAUUAACAUAAUUGAUUUGAUGAUUAAACAGGGAGCUAAACCGAACUAUGACAAAGAUUUCGACUUGAAAAAACCGAGCCCUUUGGAUUUGGCUAUACUUAAAGGUGAUCCAAAUAUCGUGGAAUUGCUAAUAAGAUCAGGUGCAGAUGUGAAUUGCAGUUCUCCUAUCAUUGGAUCUCCUCUUCACGUAGCUUGUGCUGAAGGGAUUCCUAAUAGAUAUGAUAUCUUAACAUUGUUGUUGGAGGCUGGAGCGGAUCCAAAUUUGAAAGUUUUCACAGAUGAUUUUGAUUAUAGUUCCCAAUUGAGGCCGGUUUUGGUUGAAUACAUUGCUAGUAACGAACGUCUCAACAUGGCUAUAGUCAAAAUGCUCAUUACAUAUGGAUCCAGGGUUAUAAUGAAAACUCAAUUUCGUGAUCCAGACGGCAUGCUGAACUACCUCAAAAAUGUAGCUUCCAACGAAAACAUCUUCUUUAUACUACUUGAAGCAUGCGAAGCUUUCGAUCCUUGCUUGAUCAGACGAAAUCAAGUCAUGUCACCCAAACAAAAAACGAAGCUUCUAGAGCUGUCCAAGUAUCCUCUGACGUUAAAAAAACAAAUCAGACUGUACAUGAGGAAGCUCAUUGGAUCGAAACUUCUGCAUUCUGCUAACGGAUUCGAUAUUCCUCAUUGCUUGAAGAAGUAUCUCCUUUUCGAUUAUAGUUGAGGAAUUAUUUGAGUUAUAGUGAUUAGUGAUUUGCUUUCGUGGUGAUAUUGUUAGAGAAACCAUGUUUCUAUAAUAUCUUUUUUCCAUUUUUUUUUUGGAAAUUUUAUGGAUUGCCUUAUUUAACAAAUUCAUAACCCAAAUUAACAUUAUCCAUAAUUGAUUAACUCAAUUUAGAAGUUGUUCUUUGUGUUCAAUUUAACAAAUGGUGGUCAUCAAGUACUUGACAAUAAAAUUUAAAAUCUAAAGAUAAUUAAAAUUUCAACGCCAUAAGACCUCUAAUAUUACCUCUAAUAUUACAUGAUGGUGGGCGAUGAUGAUGGAAAUAAAAAUGUGUCGCCAAAAAGUUGCAAAUAUUGUAAAAAAGAUGUGGUUAGUGUUGGUGCAAAAUGUGUAAAGUGUGAUGAGGUGUUCCAUACAUCAUGUGCCUAAAGGGUAGCCGGAUUGGUUGCAGUUGGGCGAAAUAAUUUGGUGAAAUGUUGUGUGAAACAAGAUGAGGUUAUGAGUGAAAAUGUGCAAAUGCUUUUAGAAGCCAAUAAAGAGAUAAUAAAAGGUAGAGAUGAGAUAGUCCUUGAAUUAAAAGCUAAGGAAGGUCUUUUAUACAGUAAUAUAAAGUUACUUGAAGAAAAAAUAGCCAAACUAUCGUGCAGAGGUGCGAAAAAUCCCCGUCGACAUCAUAUGCGUCCUCAGCGGCAGUGGGAGGAAAAAAUGCUAAUGCAACAGUUGCUAACAAAGUAUCAUCUGGAUACAGUGGAUUGCAAGCCUCAACAUUACAAAAACAAAACCAAAUUGGAAACCAAAACAAGCCCACAAAUCAUAACCUCAAAAUUAGAACAUCAGCAGUGGAGGUGAACAAAGACAAUAAAAUUACCCCACAACUGGUAAACACGGCUAUCAUGCAGGCGCAAACUCUAAAUAAAAUGCAAGAAAUCCAUAGUCUUGGUAACCAUGCCCCGGGUGCUGAAGAAGACAAUAAUGGAUGGCAACAAGGUAGACGUAGAACACGAAGGUUUGUUGUUGGACGAAACGAGGAAGGAAAUAGUAUGCAGACAGUACCCAAGUAUACAUCAAUGCAUGUGACUAGGCUUGUUCCGGGAAUACAACCUGAACAGCUAACAGCAUACUUGGACGCAAACUUACCUGGAGUUCAGUGCGAAAAGCAUGAGUCUAGGCAUCCCAAUCUCUACACCUCAAAGAAGGCCACUAUAAGACAGGAAGACCUAAAAAAUGCAUGGAAACGUGAAGUCUGGCCCAAUGGUGCUGUUGUCUCUAAUUUUUUUACCAGGAGGAGGAUGCUGCCACUUCAAGCAGAUCCUCAGACAUUAUAAAAACAAAAACAAAUAAAAAUGACACACUCAUAAAAAGAAAUCAAGGAAAUAGAUCAGAGUUGAGGAUUUACUCAAAAUGUUAGAGGCCUUCGAACAAAAGUAGACGAUUUCUAUACUAGCGUCUUGGCUGAGGAUUAUGACAUACUAGCUAUAACGGAAUCAUGGCUCAUGGACGGCAUUGGAGAUGCCGAAGUGUUUGAUGACAGAUACCACAUUGUCAGAAAAGACAGGGAUAAUGGCCAAUUAAGGGGUGGAGGUGUAGCAAUUGCAAUAAAGAAAAAAUAUAUUGUUGAAAACAUACCUGUAAACUGUGAUAUCGAGUGCUUACUGGUAAAAGUAAAGUCUAAUAAGAAUAUUUUCUACCUAUGUUCCGUUUAUAUUUCUCCUUAUACAUGUUUAGAAAGUUAUGUGCAAUUUUUAAAUGUCUUUGAAAACAUUUUGGAUAAAAAUGUGGAUGUUCUCAUUGUAGGAGAUUUUAAUGUACCAACCUAUGUCAUUGGUGAGUGUGAAAAAAGUAUUUUAAUAAAUGAUUUUUUAUCCCUGUAUGAUCUUAAGCAAUGUAAUACAAUCUGUAACCAUAUGCAAAGAAAACUGGAUUUGGUGCUUUCAAAUAUUCACUCCAUAGAACUUGGAAAGUGUAACAGCCCUAUGGUACCUGAGGAUUUUGUAUCAUCCCUCACUUGACAUAACUGUUAGUCUUGCUCGUAUGGACAAGCAAAAUAACCUUAUAAGCCCAGUGGCGUAGCUAAACCAAACGAGGCCGUCGGCGACAUACGAAUUGCGAGGCCCUUUUUAUGUAGGGUGGCAGUGGCGG
Messenger RNA from Ceutorhynchus assimilis (cabbage seed weevil), 3540 nucleotides. The record is from the annotation of a GenBank genome assembly. Lineage: Eukaryota; Metazoa; Arthropoda; Insecta; Coleoptera; Curculionidae.